UUUAAACCAAAUAUCUGUAGUGUCUAUAAUUCUAUUAAUUCUUCUCCUACAGGCAUUUGUUAAGGAUGUGCAUGAAGACUCCAUAACAGUUGCAUUUGAAAACAACUGGCAGCCAGAGAGACAAAUUCCAUUCCAUGAUGUGAGGUUUCCUCCACCUACAGGUUAUAAUAAAGAUAUAAAUGAAAGUGAUGAAGUAGAGGUUUAUUCCAGAGCCAACGAAAAAGAACCAUGUUGCUGGUGGCUAGCUAAAGUGAGAAUGAUAAAGGGUGAGUUUUAUGUAAUAGAAUAUGCAGCCUGUGAUGCUACAUACAAUGAAAUUGUCACAAUUGAGCGUUUAAGAUCUGUGAAUCCCAACAAACCUGCAACAAAAGAUACUUUUCACAAGAUCAAACUGGAAGUGCCAGAAGAUUUAAGGCAAAUGUGUGCCAAAGAAUCGGCUCAUAAGGACUUCAAAAAGGCAGUUGGAGCAUUUUCUGUAACAUACGAUUCUGAAAAUCAUCAACUUAUCAUUUUGUCAAUUAAUGAUGUUACAACAAAGCGAGCGAAUAUGCUUAUCGAUAUGCACUUUCGAAGUCUUCGUACCAAGUUAUCUCUGAUAUUGAGGAAUGAAGAAGCUAGUAAACAGCUGGAGAGCUCGAGGCAGCUUGCAUCACGAUUUCAUGAACAGUUUGUUGUACGUGAAGACCUAAUGGGUCUGGCCAUUGGCACUCAUGGUGCUAAUAUUCAGCAAGCCAGAAAAGUACCUGGUGUGACUGCUAUUGAUCUUGAUGAAGACACCUGUACAUUCCAUAUUUAUGGAGAGGACCAAGAUGCAGUAAAAAAGGCUAGAAGCUACCUAGAAUUUGCUGAAGAUGUCAUACAAGUCCCAAGAAAUUUAGUAGGAAAAGUAAUAGGAAAAAAUGGAAAACUGAUACAGGAGAUAGUGGACAAAUCGGGUGUUGUGAGAGUGAGAAUUGAGGCUGAAAAUGAUAAGAAUAUUCCACAAGAAGAGGGAAUGGUACCAUUUGUGUUCGUGGGAACCAAGGACAGCAUCACUAACGCAACUGUGCUUUUGGAUUAUCACCUUAAUUAUUUAAAGGAGGUGGACCAACUACGUUUGGAAAGAUUGCAAAUUGAUGAGCAACUCCGACAGAUUGGAGCUACUUCUAGACCACCACCAAAUCGUACUGAUAAAGAAAAAGGGUAUAUGACUGAUGAUGGUCCAGGACUUGGACGGGGUAGUCGACCCUAUAGAAACAGAGGACACAGCAGACGUGGUCCAGGCUAUGCUUCAGGAACCAACUCUGAAGCAUCAAACGCUUCUGAAACAGAAUCUGAUCAUAGGGAUGAGCUUAGUGAUUGGUCAUUAGCCCCAGCAGAAGAAGAACGGGACAAUUACCUUCGCAGAGGAGAUGGGCGAAGACGUGGAGGUGGUGCACGAGGCCAAGGGGGCAGGGGUCGUGGAGGUUUCAAAGGAAACGACGAACAGUCUCGAACAGAUAACCGUCAGCGUAACUCUAGAGAUACUAAAGGGAGAACAGCAGAUGGAUCACUUCAGAUCAGAAUUGACUGCAAUAAUGAAAGGAGUGUCCACACUAAAACAUUACAGAAUACCUCCAGUGAAGGUAGUCGGAUGCGCACGGGUAAAGAUCGUAAUCCGAAGAAAGAGAAAUCGGACAGCGGGGAUGGUCAGCAACCGUUGGUGAAUGGAGUACCCUAAACUGCAUAAUACUUAAAGUCAUAUUUCCUAUACUGUUUCAGUAAUUCUUAUUCCACAUUAGAGAAACUUGUUAGGCCAAAGACGAAUAGCAGGCAAGAUGGCGCAGGGCAUGAAGUGAACAUAAAAGUUCUGUUAGCCUUUUUUAACAUCACCAGUAUGCAGUUGUUUUCAGAAUAAGAAGUUAUUCAAAUAUUUGCAUAAAAAUAUCUGAAUUUCUGAAAAAUGCUUUCAAGUACGUAUUGCACUUCAAACAAUGAAAGAUUCUUUUUUGUUUGUUUUAAAAAUACUGAGCUGUGCAUUGGUAUACUUUCUGUUCAGUUGUACCAUUUUAAUGCAUCGGGUCAAAAUCACUGCUCAAUUUCAAUUUUCAGAAUAAAUAGUGUUUGCAGUAAUCAAAUUGGGCUUCUGUUUUCAAUCUAACUUACAAGUUCUUCAUAAAAUGCUAUGUUGUUUUAUGUCCUGUGUCAGUUCACGUUUUGGUCCACUUUUUCAGUAUUUUAGUGGACCCUGAAAUAUGUGUGAUGUAACAAUUGUCAUUUUCAUUAGCAAAAAAGUUGUAUGAUCUGUGCCUUUUUUAUAUCUUGGCAGGUAGGAAUACUAUAUUUGGAUGCAGAAAUCAGGGAAGAUGAGUUGGAAACACUAAAUGUAAAAUAUAUGUAGCAAACCUUGUCAGACAUUAGUACUUUAUAGAAGAGUGCAUGCUUUCCAUAAUUUUUUCCUUACAUAAACAUCUGGUUAGGCAGUUAUAAGAAUAGGAAAUUUAUUUUGCACUGAAGAUUUGGCGAAUAGUGUUAUUGAGACAAGGGUGUAAUUUUUUUUUCUUCGUAGUCAGUACAGAAGUUUUUAAAAAAAAUCUUUCCAUUUGUGGAAAACUAAAAAAUUCAUCAUUACUGAGGGAACAAAUGUAACUUGUUCACAAGAUAGUAGUGUGUGCCUGCUAUUUGGCCAGAUGACCAGUUAAAAAUGCUAACCUGUUUCAUCUUCCCACGUGUUUAAAAGUUUAAUUUUGGGGCUUAUCUCAGGGGAGAUAGGAAGAAACUUACCAUGUGUGAUACCCUGUAAGGUGCAGGUGUAGUGUAGCUAGGUAACAUUGGAGGCAGGAUAAAUUCAUCAUAAUUUUUGAGGUACAAGCUCUGAUUCAGAAGCUAGUUGAAAGGUGUCGCAGAACUUGUUACGAAGUACAGUAGUACACCAGGAAGUAGGGGGUAGAAUUUAGAAUUGUCCUUUUUUUUCCCUUUAUUUCUGAUCAUGAAUUGAAAUUUAUUGGGCAAAACUGUGUGAGGACCUUCAUUUUAAUCCAUUUUAUUAAAAUUACUCCAAUAGGAGAGCCACUGAUUAUGUACAGAACUGUACAAACCUGACCUUGCCUCUGAUGUAUUUUGUGAGUUUUGUUUCUUUGCUUUUUUUCCUUUGUUUUUUUUUUCCUUGCAUACAAGUGAGCAUAUAAAAAUGGCAACAAACUGCACAUGAUAUAACAAAUAUAAAAAUGUCUUAAAGUAUUGCCAAACAUUAAUGUUGAUUUCUAGUUAUUUAUUUUGGGAAUGUAUAGUAUUUGAAAACAGAAAUUGGUACCUUGCACACAUCAUCUGUAAGCUGUUUGGUUUAAAAUACUGUAGAUAAUUAACCAAGGUAGACUGACCUUGUAAUGUAACUGCUCUUGGGCAAUAUUCUCUGUACAUAUUAGCUACAACAGAUUGGAUUUUAUGUUGACAUUUGUUUGGUUAUAGUGCAAUAUAUUUUGUAUGCAAGCAGUUUCAAUAAAGUUUGAUCUUCCUCUGCUAA
Alligator sinensis (Chinese alligator) is the source of this 3481-nucleotide messenger RNA. It is a transcript of the gene FMR1, whose product is annotated as fragile X mental retardation 1. Gene Ontology annotation, biological process: regulation of dendritic spine development; regulation of modification of synaptic structure; anterograde axonal transport. Gene Ontology annotation, cellular component: dendritic spine; growth cone; postsynaptic density. NCBI's taxonomy places the organism in Eukaryota, Metazoa, Chordata, Crocodylia, Alligatoridae. Bases 257 to 1699 code for a protein of 480 amino acids. Gene Ontology annotation, molecular function: translation regulator activity; mRNA 3'-UTR binding; protein homodimerization activity. The transcript has 14 exons. The record is from RefSeq and is a predicted model, not a curated record.